AUGGGCGUCAACGCGUACGUGACGCGGACGGGCCUGCGCACCGUGAGCACGCUGCACUCCAACACCUACAUCGACGGGCGGGUGCGCGUGGACGGCGCCAAGCUGGUCGAGGUGUCGCUCCACACGCCUCGCGAGCGCGUCGACGUCGUGGAGGUCACCUCCCGGCUGUACCUGUUGCACCGCGAGCAGCCGCGCGAGCUCGACGGCAUCCUGGAGGACCGCGAGGAGACGGAGGGCUGCACCUCCAGUAUGGCGGCCACAGUCACGGGCUUCCAGCUGUGCGGCGCGCUGUCCUACGCCAACGCCUCCCGCUUCCCAGACGCACCUUACUUCCCGCUCACCGGGCCCUUCAACCUCUCCGUCGGCCUGCUCCGCACCGACACGUUCGACGCCUACAAGUUCAUCUACAAGCUCGAGCACGACCACCCAACGGACGCCUCGACGCCCAUCUCGUGGUCGGCCACCUUCGACACCCCGGGCUCGCGGGUCAACCGUCGGCUGCGCGGCUCGCUGUGGCUGGACGCGCGGCAGCUGAGCGCGCGUGCGCAGCUCACCUCGCCGUGGGCGGCCCUGGAGGCCAGCGCCAAGGCCAACCUGGCGCGCGACAAGCGCUCGCUGGACGUGACCGUCAACAAGGACGGGCGCGAGAUGCUCGCCCUGGCCGCGUCCUGCGUGCAGACGGCGGCCGCGGGCGGGCAGGCGGGCAGCCGCCUCGAGCCCACCAUGACGGUGGCCUGGCAGCGCCGGCCGCUGCUGGACAUGCGUGGCGCCGUCAGCUACGUGACCAACGCCAAGUACAGCGCCGACCUGACGGUGGGCGGUCUGACCGACAAGCCCAUCGCCCUGGCCGCGGACCUCAGCCGCAACGGUCACAAGUGGGACCUCUCCGCCACGACGCGUGCCGCAGACCUCGGCCUGGAGGCCGGGCUGCAGGGCAGCGCCCGCUGGUCACCACCGAACGUCGUCAGCGCCAAGGUCACAGCCAACUACAAGCUGGGCGCCUCCAAGGCACACGACGUGGGCCUGUCCGCCAAGUACCAGAGCAACGACAAGGGGGCCCUGUCCAGAAAGAGCGCGUCCUUCAACCUCCAGAUGUCGCAGUGGCCGCAGUACAACGUGGUGGCCUCCCUGGACGCGCAGCGCGCGGACCGCUACUGGGAGAGCAGCCAGCAGCUGGGACUGGGCGACACGGUGUGGUCCGCCCAGCAGCUCUACCGCAACCGGCACCCCAACGACCACGCCGACCUGGCGCUCAAGGCCACGCUGGCCUGCCCGAAAAAGGGCGUCGACUACCGACUCGACCUGCAGCACCUCACGACCGACGCCAGCCUGUCGAGCCACGCGCUGCUGCAGUACUCCAAGGACGUCCGCUGGAACGCCAUGCUGGAGUACGGCGUGACGCAGCGCGCGGCCGACAGCGCGGCGGCCGGCCUGUCCGUGUACCGCCUCAACGCGCAGCUCGCCUGCCCCUGGAGGCUGCUAGACCUCAAGGCCGACGUGGCGCAGCAGAGCCGCGGCCGCUACCGGGCCAGCGCGCACGGCCGCUACGAGGUCACCGUGCCCAACGGGCCCAACGCGCACCACGAGCUCGUCAUCAACGGCACGUACGUGGACAACAGCACGGCUGUGUCGCUGCACCACACCCUGGAGCUGGACGCCUCCUUCCCGAGGUCGGCGUCGGCGUCCUGGGCGGCGCCCUUCCGCGUGACGGGCGCCGUGGUCGCCUCGAGCGGGCGCGCGCGCCAGUGGCUGCUGGUCGAGCGGGCGGGGGCCAAGUACCGCGUCGACGUGGACUACACCAAGAACAAGUACCACGUGGUGGACGUGGUGGCGCUCCUCGACACGAAGGGCUACAAGGGCCGGCUGAGCGUGCUCAACGAGGCCACCGAGAAGGGCGUCAUCGUCGACUUCCACUUCACCAAACGCUUCGUGCUCGACACCAAG
Messenger RNA from Frankliniella occidentalis (western flower thrips), 1944 nucleotides. RefSeq lists its product as uncharacterized. Gene Ontology annotation, biological process: lipid transport. The transcript is spliced from 4 exons. NCBI's taxonomy places the organism in Eukaryota, Metazoa, Arthropoda, Insecta, Thysanoptera, Thripidae. The annotation marks the transcript as partial. Gene Ontology annotation, molecular function: lipid carrier activity. The record is from RefSeq and is a predicted model, not a curated record.